This is a messenger RNA of Oppiella nova, 772 nucleotides long. The record is from the annotation of a GenBank genome assembly. NCBI's taxonomy places the organism in Eukaryota, Metazoa, Arthropoda, Arachnida, Sarcoptiformes, Oppiidae.
AUUUGACAACCCGUUCACAUUCACUACAUUCCACACACCCUUCCCUCCAAUGAGUGACACGUUAUUUGUGGAGUGAAUUCAUUGACUCAACCCAUUGCCCAUUGAAUGAGUGGUUAUUGUCUGGAGAUAUCACCGCAAGCGAGACAAUGGACUUAAAGCCCGAUUACUCGGCGUUGGCCACAGAUCUGGAGCGCCAGGAGUUGCAGUCAAUGGGAGGGAUGGCAUCGCCGCAGAUCUACGGACAGCUUCUGGCCAUCUAUUUGCUGUGCAAUGAUCUAGCGAACGCUAAGUUGUUGUGGAAGAGGAUCCCGACGACUGUCAAGACAGAGAACCCCGAGUUGUCUCACAUUUGGGACAUUGGACUCAAGCUGUGGAACCGGGAUUUGCCGGCAAUCUAUCCAUUGCUGUCCACUUACGAGUGGCCCAACCAUCUCAAGAAUGUCAUGAAGUAUAUCGGCGAGACCACUCGUAAGAGAGCAUUGAAUCUGAUCUCAAAGGGCUUCACAUCAAUCAGUUUGGAUGAAGUGAUUCAUUACAUCGGACUCACCGAAGACCAGACCAUCGAAACCAUACAAAGUCUCGGCUGGACUUUGGAUACGACGACCCGUUUCGUGAAGCCAUCCAAACCAUCCAUUAAUAGCGAAGAGUUGUCUUCGAGUGAAGAACAGUUGGGAAAACUCACAGAAUAUGUGGCUUUCCUUGAGAAUUGAUCCCUCGCUUAAAGACUCAUUAGAUUUAUAAAUGAUUUCUGUAUUUAUGAGACAAUUGUCUG